AAACAGAUACGCCAGUGCGCUCUAAACCGCCAACGGAUUUACACACUCAUCGUCCGCGAGUUUAAGCGUCAGUUAACGAAAUGAUGCCGUCGUACACAGUCUCGAAUUUAUUUAUCUUUACUAUUAAUUAAACAAUUAAUUAAACGUGUCUGUGUUUCAUGUCAACUUAAAUUUAAAAAUUUGAAUUUUUAAAAAUCACUCAACAAACAGUCGCUCCGCCCAGUGAUUUAAAUAAAUAAAUUGUGCGUUCCAGACAAACUAUCGAUGAAGAUUCGUAAUGUCUAUUAAUUGGGCAAUGAUUUGUCAUUAUUUAAACACCAAUAGUUGCUCAAUGCAACACAUCAAUUUGAAGCCAUGAUCCAAUAACAAGAUCAGCGAGCUUAUAUUUUCAGUGCUGUGUUGUGUUUUAAUUAUAAUUUUUAAAUUUUUAUUUUAAAUUAUAAAUUCAUAUUUUUUUUUGUUUUAUUAAACCGAUAUUGAUAUUUUUAUAUCAAGUGUUUAUUUAUAUUUAUAAUUACAAGUGAUUUUGUUAUGGAAGAUACUGAGAUUCGGCUUACAAUGGAUACUUCUCAAGAUAUUCAUGGAGUAUGUCGAACAGAAGAUGACAGCAAAAGCAACAAAACCAUGCGGAAUAAAACGAUAUUCUCACCCGACACAAAUACAUGCAGAGAGUCUUCAAAGAGGACGUCAAAGAGCUGUAGGUGGAGCAGCUGGAGUAGCAGUAGCUGGAAGCUGAUACUGUUGAUCAACGUGAGUCUUUUAGCAACAGCAAACUCAGCAUUCUGUCCCAGUGGAUGUACCUGCGAUGACGAGGCACUGGUUGUCUCAUGUGUAGGUGUUAGUCUCGACGUUAUCCCCAUCGCACUUAAUCCGUCGACACAGAGGCUAGUAUUGAAAGAAAGUCGCAUUCGUAUGGUUGACGCAGCUGCAUUUCAAUUUUACGGUGAUCUAAAAAAUGUCGAUCUGUCUAGCAACCAUUUGUUCACUAUUCCGAACGGUAGUUUCGCAGCUCAGAAAAAUCUCGUUGAAUUGCAUUUGAAGCACAACAAAAUAUCAGCGUUGACGGAGAAAACCUUCCAAGGUUUGGUGUCACUGACGGUACUUAAUUUACGUGAUAAUUAUUUGGAGACGCUGACCAACGGAUUGUUUACGUCGCUGACGAAACUUGAGGAGCUGGAUCUGGGGCAGAAUAGAAUUUCGAAAGUUGAACCGGGUGCAUUUCAAAAGUUAGGGGCCCUUAGAGUUCUGUAUCUAGAUGACAACCAAUUGAAGUCAAUUCCUUCACCGGCACUGGCACCACUCAAUGCCCUCGCUGAGCUGCACAUUGGGUUAAAUGGGUUCUCAACACUUCCAGACGACGCGUUCAAAGGCCUAGAACGUCUUGCAGUAUUGGAUGUCAUGGAUGCGGGGCUGGAUAAUAUAAGCGAGGGCGCAUUUCGUGGACUUCUUUCUUUGCGUACCCUUAAACUCGGUGGCAACAAAUUACGUGAAGUGCCGACAAAACAGCUGUCUAUACUAAAUCGCCUUGAGGAAUUGAUCCUGGGACAAAAUUCCUUUACGAUGUUACGCUCGGGUGCAUUCGCAAGCCUGUCAAAUCUUAAAAAACUGGAUAUCUCUGGGGCUAAAUUACUGACAACAGUUGAACGCGGUGCGUUUGCCGAUAAUGGAAAUCUCGAAACGUUAAUCCUGAAAAGUAAUCGCAGACUAACGACUAUGGAAGACGGUGCACUGGCCGGUUUACCGAAUCUACGUCACUUAAUGCUACGGGAUAACGCUUUUACGAGUUUCCCCGAAUCUUUAGUAGCGUGGGGUGAAUUACGUCGACUGGAUUUGAGUGAAAAUCCCGUCGUUUGUGACUGUAAUCUUCUAUGGUUGGCUGAAGUUUUAGUGGCAAGAAAUUCAAGUCCUGUGAUUUGCGCAGAACCGAAUGAAUCCCGUGGUAAACCACUCAAGGGUAUGGAACCUGACGAAUUGGGAUGUGCCUUCUCAGAUCCACGCAAGCAAGCACUUAUAGCUACUGUGUGUGCCGCUGGUUUGGCUUUAUUUGCCGGAAUGGCUUUCUUCCUUUACUACCGCUGUCGUAAACGUGUACGCGAUGCACUGAAAGAUUACAAAUGGAAGAACCGCGCAAUAUCUCGCAAGGAACACGAGUACCAGAAAACAUUUUCCGACGAGGAAUACAUCGUCCGCACACACGGUGGUCAUCAUCAUCGUCAGCAUCCCCACCAGCAGCAGUUCCAACAUCAACAAUUCCAACACGCCCAGCAGCAACUGCAGCAUCCCCAUCAAAUCACCCCUGGCAUAAAACCGAUUCCCGUGACAGAACUGUAG
This is a messenger RNA of Microplitis mediator, 2331 nucleotides long. Its product is annotated as leucine-rich repeat-containing protein 4B-like. Lineage: Eukaryota; Metazoa; Arthropoda; Insecta; Hymenoptera; Braconidae. The transcript has 4 exons. The record is from RefSeq and is a predicted model, not a curated record. Gene Ontology annotation, cellular component: extracellular matrix. Gene Ontology annotation, molecular function: protein binding. Bases 532 to 2331 code for a protein of 599 amino acids.